Messenger RNA from Microsporum canis CBS 113480, 3768 nucleotides. RefSeq names its product RNA-dependent RNA polymerase. Bases 1 to 3768 code for a protein of 1255 amino acids. Gene Ontology annotation, molecular function: RNA-directed RNA polymerase activity. Gene Ontology annotation, biological process: siRNA processing. The transcript has 3 exons. NCBI's taxonomy places the organism in Eukaryota, Fungi, Ascomycota, Eurotiomycetes, Onygenales, Arthrodermataceae. The record is from RefSeq and is a predicted model, not a curated record. Gene Ontology annotation, cellular component: nuclear RNA-directed RNA polymerase complex.
AUGGCCAGCCAGAGAGGGCUGAAAUCUGGAGGUGAUCUCCGUCGAAUAAUAGGAGACUUGAACAUAGGUUUUGACCUUGAUCUACCUCUCCAAGAGUCCAGCGCUUCAUCACAAAACUCCACAAUCGAAGAGACGUGCAUGAAACGCAUAACACACAUAUACUGGAAAGGCAACCUCGCAAGUGCCAUAACUCAGUUUGCUGACUGGGAGUCAAGCUUGUUUCCCGGUCGUCAGAUGUUUAGGGAAAACCUUCGGGAUUAUGACACUAUAGAUUCACUUUCAUCUGCUGCGCUUCGACGCGGGUUUAAUGUUCGACUGAGAAUGCGUUCAGAGAAGGAAAAGGCCCUGGUUUAUGAAAAACUGGGCGAUAUAUUAUCAGACAACAGUUGGAUGAUAAGGAAUUCUCUAGCUUCAGAUGGUAACAGUACCCUUUCUCCGUUGCGAGGGUGUAGUUUUACGUCUACCAUAACCGUUGCUACUCCAGACACACCUGUACCUGAAGCCAGCUCCAAAUUGGUUAAAAGAAAACAAAACAACAACUCUGAGGUAUUUUCCACCGCGCCUUCGUCCCCCAUUCUUGAUUUUGACACACUUUCUUUAUCUGAUAAUUGCGAUGACGGCGACGGUUCUGAUACCUACACGCUCUCUGAUUUCGCCAAUUUUGAAGGAUUUGAUUUUGAUUUUGCUAGUCCCUCUAAGAAACAAAAGCAGCUAAAGCUCGAAGGUUACGGAUUUCGCUCCACCGUGAAAGUGCCUGAGCCCCCUGCGACGCCAAAUCGGAAUGAGGAACGCCAGCCGAAAAUUAACAGUAGGAUGAAAGGGACAAAGUGCCUUAGCGGCCCGAAUUUACCGAACCCAAAAAUGUUUUCAUCUACCAAUAAUAUUAACCCUGACACAAGCUUCGCCUCGACCACCGUAACUGUUGUCUUCGCAGAUUCUCACAUUACCACCCCAGAUACAUCCUUUGAAAGCAUCAGGCCGAAUUCAUCGUUUCCAAAAUAUCCAAUAGUUAGUAUUCCUACAAGGCUCACACUGUUAGAUGAGGAGAAAAGGGAUAGAACUGUUAUCGAUUUGGCGAAAAACGGCCCGUUUUCCAAACGUGCUACAUGGUUUAAAGAACUUACCCUAAGAUAUCGAUAUGAAGCUGAACGUGUGGCACGGGGUUGUGGCAUCUCAUUUGAGACCAUAGACACGGAAAAUACACUUCCUGAAGACCUAUCGUACGAUGCAUUCUGGCAAAUGCUAUACCGUGGAUCGAAUAUGAACAAGCUGGAAAGAUCUAAACAUGGUGCCUGGAACCUCGCAGUUGGAAAUUUCAUAGACUCAGAAACACAUGAAAUGGUCGUUCUCAGUGGUGAGCUUGAAUGGGGGAAGAACGGAUCUUUAAUACUAAUUCUGCACCCCCUCAAAAUCGAAAAAAGCCAUAGGUUCGCUCGCCGGUACGGGGCCGACAGGUUUAUGGAAAUAACAAUACCCAUGAAGAAUGAUAGGUCUGGCCGCGAUGCAGAACUAUUUGUGAAGGCCAUAUCUAAAUGGCUUUCAGCCGAGAAUCAUUAUCUGUUUGGCCGCAUAUGGCGUGCAUUCUACAUCGAGGAUCUUAAGUCAAAGUCAAAGGCAAAAUCUCCUGGUGGCGCUGGGCGCAAAAAGGUAUUUCUAUUUGCAGUCGAUGGUGAUGAUUUCCUGAAAGUCCCGCCAGAAGUCUCACCGCUAGAUGAGCUAUCUGGGAGCCGUACGCCUAUGACAGUGGAACAGCUGGUUAACUGGCAUAUACUGUAUCCCAAGAACAAACACCAGGAAGACUAUAAAUUGUUCAACAGAAUCCGUCUAGGACUGUCGAGGACUACGCCAACAAUUACCCUCCGGCCGGAGGAAGUCAUUUACGAUAAUGACCCGAGGCAGGAGCAGAUGAGUGAUGGUUGUGCCUUGAUUUCAAAAUCUUUAGGGAAGGCCAUUACAGACUCCCUAGGCCUCUCCAAAGUCCCGGCAUGUUUCCAGGGUAGAUUUGCUGGCGCUAAGGGCAUCUGGAUAGUUGCCAGAGAUGACCAAUGCCCACAAGUAAAUGGACUUCGACAAACAUUCGAAACCGAUAGGGGAUACUGGAUGGUCAUAAAUGCAUCCCAGUUAAAGGUCAAGCCUCCGCCCUGUGAUAGGGGUGUGUUGCUAGACAAGCACCAAAUGACUUUUGACGUCUCUUCCUAUGCUAGGACCCCUCAGUCAGUAUACCUGAACACCCAAUUCUUAAUGGUACUGCAAAAUGCAGGUAUCAACAAGGAGUACCUUUCCUUUAUAAUCCAAAUGGAAGCAGACAAAUUUUAUGAUGGCUACCUUGAAAUCAUUCGAACUGGGGAUUCCGCGGCCUGUCGUGACUGGAUUAAGCGAAUGGGAGGAAGUACGGCCGUCAAAGCCACGAUGUCAGAUGGAUUUCCCCCUGACACACUAGGACAGAUUAUCAUGCUUCUCGAUGCCGGUUUCCUCCCUUCUAAGCUGUACUUCCUGCGCAGACUUUUCAAGUUUUACUUUGAUAAUUAUCUCCAAAAACUCGGAGAUCUCAAGAUAAAAAUCCCCAAGUCAACAUACGUAUAUUGCAUUGCUGACCCAUACGGGGUACUUGAAGAAGGCGAAGUUCACCUUGCCCCUGGGGACAACUGGGAGGAUACACCAGACCUGGACGGCAUCGACAUUUUAGUAGCUCGUGCGCCUGCUCAUUUACCUAGUGAUAUCCAGAAGUGUCGAGCCAUCUUCCACCCGGCUCUGAGGCAUUUGAAAGGAGUGGCUAUAUUUUCUACCAAAGGCGAUGUUCCACUUGCGUCUUUACUUUCCGGCGGUGAUUAUGAUGGCGACGAAGUUUGGGCCUGUUGGGAACCGGGGUUAGUUAACCCAUUCCGUAACCAGCCAUUUCAAGAAAUACCAAAGCCCGAAAAGUAUGGCCUGAUCAAGGUAUCACAACGUGUGGUGGAUUUUUCAUGCCUCCUUAGCCAUCUUGCGGAUACCCGGAAGUCAGGCUACGAGUACCCAGCAGCAAAUAGACUGGCUUAUCGUAGAAGCAUAGGUCCUGCUACCCCAGAUAAUCCAGCGUAUAAAAACCCUGAGAUACCGGAAUGGAAGGCGGAUAAUAUCCUCGAUUGCCUCAAGUUCGAGGUUAUCAAGAAUGUGACUAAUAAGUUGCAUGGGCGCCUGAAUAAGGACUGCCCAUCAGAUGGUAUCCUAAGGGUUGACGGAGACCUUGUAGCGAUAUGGAACAUGACCUGGAACCGUGCGAACCAAGAAAGGAAUAUGGCUUCUAACAAAGAUAAAACCAAGUGCACCAAGCUGUUAGAUGCCAUCCAAGGUAUCCGGAAGCAGGUUGAGAGAGCCUGUCAAAGUUAUAUGGCUAAUAGCUUAUCCUAUGGAGCUAAAAUCACUCUCGCCAGCGAAAUAUUAAUGGCUAUCCAGCCUCCUGAGUUUGACCAUAAACUCAGCAUCGUAUGGAGGGAGUCCGAGCAUGAGUGGAAGAAGCUACUGGCUUCAUGUGCAUAUCACUCCUUUCCCGAGUCAUUAUUCCCAUGGCAUGCGGCUGCUGAAAUCCUGUGCGAGAUUAAGUGCAGAGCCGUUGGUUCGUGGCACGGCGUUACAUCUCCCAUUUACCAGGUGCUGGAUGUAAGCACCUCAAAAGUAAAGAAGGCUGAAGCAGAACGCCGCAAGGCAGAUCCAGAAGACCUAUUGAUCUCUCAAUACUUCGAUGAGCAGGCAGCCUUUGACGAUGACGACGAUUGGUUUUCUGUUGCUUAA